Uncinocarpus reesii 1704 is the source of this 1233-nucleotide messenger RNA. RefSeq lists its product as uncharacterized. The transcript is spliced from 4 exons. Gene Ontology annotation, molecular function: aspartic-type endopeptidase activity. Bases 1 to 1233 code for a protein of 410 amino acids. The record is from RefSeq and is a predicted model, not a curated record. NCBI's taxonomy places the organism in Eukaryota, Fungi, Ascomycota, Eurotiomycetes, Onygenales, Onygenaceae. Gene Ontology annotation, biological process: proteolysis.
AUGGCUGGUAUCAAGGAGCUUAUCGUCGUGUUUGUGACCUUUUCGCUUUGUAUUCACUCGGUUUUGUCCGAGAAUGGGACUUAUCACUUCACCAUCAAGCAAGUUCCGAACCCAAAACCUAUUGCUCGCUCUCCAGAAGAUCUCUAUUCGCGAGCGUUAGGCAAGUAUGGCUAUCAAGAUCACUCUCUGGCAGCGCGUUAUCUUUCGCGCACGAACAGCUCUGUGCCUGCAAUUCCAGAGCCCGACGAUGAAUCGUUCCUCAGCCCCGUCAGAGUUGGCAGCCAGACGAUGCUCGUCAAUAUUGACACUGGUUCUGCUGAUCUCUGGGUCUUUUCUUCGCUUUUGCCAAAGGAACAAAGAGAAGGGCACACUUAUUACACUCCGAGCCUCAGUGCAGUUGAAUUGAAAAACUAUACCUGGGAGAUUCUGUAUGGAGAUGGAACUUCUGCCCUCGGCAAGGUAUUUAGAGACAAUGUAACACUAGGCAGCAUUUCCGUUGGACAGCAAGCAGUUGAAGCCGCCACGAGUGUUUCUCCUGCGCUGGUUGACGAUAGGAAUAACAGCGGCAUCAUGGGUCUUGCAUUUGGCACACUCAACAGAGUUAACCCUGUGAAGCAACGGACCUUUUUCGAAAAUGCCAUGCCACAUCUGUCAGCUCCGGUGUUCGCGGCGUCGUUGAAACACGGCGCUCCGGGGAGCUAUGAUGUCGGAUACAUUGACAGACAAAAGUAUACCGGCGAACUUAACUACCUGCCCGUGAAUAAAACAGACGGGUUCUGGUCCAUUGAAGUAGCCGGUUAUCAAGUCGGAAACGGCCCAAAGAUUCACCUUUCUUUCGAAGGAACUGCAGAUACCGGAACCACUCUCGCCCUUCUCCCAGAGCAGGUCGUACGCGCCUACUAUUCACAAGUCCCCAACGCAAAGCUCCACAACGGAAGACUUUGGUACUUCCCCUGCAAUACCAGCCUUCCGGACCUUGGCCUGAUGAUCAACGAACAUUACACCGCCACCAUACCCGGACAUUAUAUUCGGUAUAAGAAUCCGACCCCCCGGCUGAAUAAUGACUGUUUUGGAGGCAUACAGGCUGCGAGAAACGGCGCGGUCCUCGGGGCAAUGUUUCUCAAGAGCCAGUAUGUGGUUUUCGACUAUGGAAAGUUGAGAGUGGGCUUUGCGCCUCAGGCCAAGGGAAACGCGACUGCUCGUGCCAAUGUUGGUCUCAGAAACGCGCUUUGA